AUGGGAUGGCUUCGAUGCGAAAUUGACCAGAAAAUGGUGGAUGUGCAGAUCGACAAAAAGUUGGAGGAAUAUGGUAAGAAAACAUUUUUCAGAGAAAAAAUAGAACAUAUAACAAUAGUAAAAGCCUUUAUUGAUCAAAUAAUUGAAAUUUUAAUAUUGAAAUUGAUGAUUCUUCGAGUCUUCCAAAUUGAAGAAUUUUCGUAUAAAAUGUCGCCUCAAAAUUUUACGGGCAAAAUCGGUAGAGCAACAACAAUUUUGAAGAAUCUUUGAAUUUCUAGAUCCGUAUUUUACCCUACAAUUUUUUUAUUUAACAAGGAAAGUACUUUUAUGGGGGCUCCUACUUUUUGACGGGACAUAUCUCAAAAAAUCAGAAAAAAUGUGCUGAUCAAGGAUAUAUAAACCUUAGCUGCCCAUUUUAGGUUUUUAGGGGUGAAAACUCAGUCGGAAGUUGACUUAAAGUAUGAACCCCUAUAUGAACCCCUUUUCGCCUAAUUUUUCACGGGUUUACAAUUUUUAUUUUGGCUUAAAAUGAUGUUUAUUGAGUUUCUAAGACGUAAUAAAUCAGUCUUGGCCUCAAAAUUUAUUUUUCCGACCUUCAACUUCAAAAAAGUUGGUUCAGCCCAAAAGGGAAAUCGAACCCGUGCGGCGUCGCCCUUCUUGAUUGCCAGACUACGGCACUAACCACUCGGCCACACCGCUCUCUUCCGAAGGAAGAGACCGACUGCGCUUUUUACCGUUUCGAAUGCAUGCGCCUUUUGUAGGGAAAUUGAGCCAGUUUUUGGGCAUUUUCACCCCUAAAAGCCCAAAAUGGGCAGCUAAGAUUUUUAUAUCCUUGAUCAGCACAUUUUUUCUGAUUUUUUGAGGUAUGUCCCGUCAAAAAGUAGGAGCCCCCAUAAAAGUACUUUCCUUGUAAAAUAAAAUUUGGUCUCGCAACGAAAAUAUUCUAUAACUUGCGCAAUUCCUUCAGGUCUCUUGCCCAAUAUCAAGACCAAGAAAGAGAAUGUCACAGAGACUAUUGACACCAACAGUACCAAAGAGAUGAUCGAACAGCUCCGCCAGGAGAACAAGACCCGAAAAGAGAGCGACGGGAAGGGAGAGACGGAAAAGAAAAAGGAAUUCCGCGUCCCAUCCAUUGUUUUGGUCAUGUUGACCACAUUCGGGAGGAUCUUCAAUGUCGUUGGGACAAUGAAAAUGUUUCAGGUAUGGCUGUUUUUUGUUUUUGCUUAUUAUUUCUUUAAUUUUAGGCCUUUACCAGCUACAUUUCCGCGCGGCGGCGCAAAAACCUCCGGACCACAACGGAGCGGCUCAGCGGUGGCGAAGGAGAGGGAGAAUGGAGCGAGGCCAUGAUGGAAUGUUGCACGUUGUGCGCUGCUUGA
Messenger RNA from Bursaphelenchus xylophilus (pine wood nematode), 1376 nucleotides. Lineage: Eukaryota; Metazoa; Nematoda; Chromadorea; Rhabditida; Aphelenchoididae. The record is from the annotation of a GenBank genome assembly.